Messenger RNA from Bradysia coprophila, 2178 nucleotides. RefSeq lists its product as uncharacterized. Lineage: Eukaryota; Metazoa; Arthropoda; Insecta; Diptera; Sciaridae. The record is from RefSeq and is a predicted model, not a curated record.
CUUCAAGUUGGGUGUUAGGUGUCAUAACGAGUUAGAGUUUCUAAUAAGUGAAAAGCAAGAAAAAAUCUGAUAAAAAUGAAAAACUUAUUCAUUUUCCUCUGUGUCAUUGCAGUCACUGCUGCGUCAGCGCAUCAUGGGCAACGUCGGGAUCAAAACAAUGGCCAACGUCGUGGUCAAUACAAUGGACAUCAUCGUGGUCGAAACUUCGAACAUCACAGUCGGAAUAAAAACCAUGCUCCACACGAUUUUAUGACAACAGGAUCCCCAAGCGACUAUUACACAUCAACAGCAUCUCCAAGCGACUAUUACACAUCAACAGCAUCUCCAAGCGACAAUUACUCAACAGUAUUCCCAAGUGACUAUUACUCAACAGGAUCCCCAAGCGACUAUUACACAUCAACAGCAUCCCCAAAUGACUACUACUCAACAGGAUACCCAAGCGACUAUUACUCAACAGGAGUCCCAAGUGACUAUUACUCAACAGGAUCCCCAAGUGACUAUUACUCAACAGGAUCCCCAAGCGACUAUUACACAUCAACAGCAUCUCCAAACGACAAUUACUCAACAGUAUCCCCCAGCGACUAUUACACAUCAACAGCAUCUCCAAGCGACAAUUACUCAACAGGAUCCCCCAGCGACUAUUACACAUCAACAGCAUCUCCAAGCGACUAUUACUCAACAGGAUCUCCAAUUGACUAUUACUCAACAGGAUCUCCAAGCGACUAUUACACAUCAACAGCAUCUCCAAGCGACAAUUACUCAACAGGAUCCCCCAGCGACUAUUACACAUCAACAGCAUCUCCAAGCGACUAUUACUCAACAGGAUCCCCAAUUGACUAUUACUCAACAGGAUCCCCAAGCGAGUAUUACACAUCAACAGCAUCCCCAAGUGACUAUUACUCAACAGGAUCCCCAAGUGACUAUUACACAUCAACAGCAUCUCCAAGCGACUAUUACUCAACAGGAGUCCCAAGUGACUAUUACUCAACAGGAUCCCCAAGCGAGUAUUACACAUCAACAGCAUCUCCAAGCGACAAUUACUCAACAGGAUCCCCCAGCGACUAUUACACAUCAACAGCAUCUCCAAGCGACUAUUACUCAACAGGAUCUCCAAGUGACUAUUACUCAACAGGAUCUCCAAGCGACUAUUACACAUCAACAGCAUCUCCAAGCGACAAUUACUCAACAGGAUCCCCCAGCGACUAUUACACAUCAACAGCAUCUCCAAGAUCCCCAAGCGAGUAUUACACAUCAACAGCAUCCCCAAGUGACUAUUACUCAACAGGAUCCCCAAGCGAGUAUUACACAUCAACAGCAUCUCCAAGCGACAAUUACUCAACAGGAUCCCCCAGCGACUAUUACACAUCAACAGCAUCUCCAAGCGACUAUUACUCAACAGGAUCUCCAAGUGACUAUUACUCAACAGGAUCUCCAAGCGACUAUUACACAUCAACAGCAUCUCCAAGCGACAAUUACUCAACAGGAUCCCCCAGCGACUAUUACACAUCAACAGCAUCUCCAAGCGACUAUUAUUCAACAGGAUCCCCAAUUGACUAUUACUCAACAGGAUCCCCAAGCGAGUAUUACACAUCAACAGCAUCCCCAAGUGACUAUUACUCAACAGGAUCCCCAAGUGACUAUUACUCAACAGGAUCCCCAAGCGACUAUUACACAUCAACAGCAUCCCCAAAUGACUAUUACUCAACAGGAUCCCCAAGCGACUAUUACACAUCAACAGAAUCUCCAAGCGACUAUUACUCAACAGGAGUCCCGAGUGACUAUUACUCAACAGGAUCCCCAGGCGACUAUUACUCAACAGGAUCCCCAAGUGACUAUUACACAUCAACAGCAUCUCCAAGUGACUAUUACUCAACAGGAUCGCCAAGUGACUAUUACUCAACAGGAUCCCCCAGCGACUAUUACUCAACAGGAUCCCCAAGUGACUAUUACUCAACAGGAUCCCCAAGUGACUAUUACUCAACAGGAUCCCCAAGUGACUAUUACUCAACAGGAUCCCCAAGCGACUAUUACACAUCAACAGCAUCCCCAAAUGACUAUUACACAUCAACAGCAUCCCCAAAUGACUAUUAUACAUCAACAGCAUCUUCAAGCGACAAUUACUCAACAGGAUCCCCUAGCGACUAUUACACCACAAGUUCGCCUAUUAUUGCAGCAUAA